Stylonychia lemnae is the source of this 939-nucleotide messenger RNA. NCBI's taxonomy places the organism in Eukaryota, Ciliophora, Spirotrichea, Sporadotrichida, Oxytrichidae. The record is from the annotation of a GenBank genome assembly.
AUGAAAUCUAAGGCAAUGGAUACUUUCUCUCUAAAUCAAAGGAUGGAUAUGGAAAAGCUCUAAGACUGUCCCAAGGGUUGUAAGAUAAAAGCUAAGUAUUAUUGCACAAAUCCAACACCUUGCAAUGGAUUUCGUUAUUUCUGUGAGUCAUGUGCACAAAAAGAACUUUCAGAAGGAGGACAUCCUCAUAAAGUGACAUCUAUCAUCAAAGUUAUCCGAGACUGCAUGAAUAUCGAAGAUGCUAAGAAGAAUGAGGUCGAGAAACUUUACGUAAAAUUUUGUGAGAACGAGCACGAACAUUCAAAGUUUAUUGAAUUCUUCGAGAAGGGUCUCAUUAUUUUACCAGAAUAUGAUAGAAGAAAAAAGCUGAGUGACUAGAUCUAAUCAGUUAGAUAGCUUAAUGAUGAUUUUGCUAAAUACUUUUCUUCUCUCGAGGAACUCUGUCUUGAUUAUAAAGCUUAGGAAAUCAUUGAUAAGAUAGAAAACGAAGGAGUGUAGUUCGAAGAAAUUUAUUAGGAACUCGUUUAGCUAAAGUAGUUUGAUCAAGAUUUGAUUUGGAAAUACUAUUCUGAUGUUAUUUAAAGUGACUUCAGCGAUUAAACACUAAUGUCGGAAUUUACAGAGUAGAAUUGGAAUAUGUACCACAAUCUUUGCAGAAGAGCUUAGAAUGAAAAAAUUGCUUCAUUAGGAUAAGGAGCUUCUGGAAUAGACAGAAUUGGCUAAUUAGAGGCUAAAUUUGAUAAAAUACUACAAGAAAAUGAGAAUAUGAAAAGUGAGAACUAACAAUUGAAAUAUACAGUAUCACUACUAGAAAACUAAAUAGCUUUAUUGAAUGGCACACUCAAACAAAUUAAAAUUUAACUUUAAGAAAAGAAUUAGGUCAGAUAAUCUAGAGCAGGCCAAAGACAGAAUGAAAUUUCCAGUCUUGCUGAAACAUGA